GGGCGCCAACCUGGCCCAGCUGCAGAGGCAGGAGCCCACGUGUGAACUACACUUUGCAAAAAAGAAAACAACGGACUGAACCGCGCACGUGGAUUUUCCGAGCUGGCGUCGCUGGGGAGCGAGCAACGCAAAGCCACUGUGGACUAGAAGGAGAAGAAGGGAAAAACCCCAGCAACCUGGUUCUGGCUGGGAUCCACCUGCUCCCAUCCGGUGUGCUGCUGAUCAAGGUGCGCUGCUGCUGCUGCUGCUCCCGCCGCUGCCGCCCUACUUGGCAAUUUACCCCAGAUAGUUUCCCACACAGAGACACACACACCUGACAGAGGAUCACCAAGAUGGAGCUACAGAAUAUGGGAGAGGACGCAAGCACCGAGAAGCUCAAUGGGACCUUGCCUGAUAGUGACAAGGCUGCUGUCCUGGAAGAUGGCUAUGAGGAAGAAGAGCGUGCUUUGACUGAGGAAGAAGAGUUCCUGCCCCACAUUGCUAGCAAGAAACUGAACCAGUUCACUGACUUUGAGGGGAAGACGUCCUUCGGCAUGUCGGUCUUCAACCUGAGCAACGCCAUCAUGGGCAGCGGCAUCCUGGGCCUGGCCUACGCCAUGAGGAACACGGGGAUCGUCCUUUUUGUGGUGCUUCUGAUCUGCAUUGCUUUGCUGUCCUCCUACUCGAUCCACCUGCUGCUGAAAUGCGCUGGUGUUGUGGGAAUUAGAGCCUACGAACAGCUGGGGCUCCGGGCUUUUGGCCACGGGGGCAAAGUGGUUGCAGCUGUGAUAAUCUCGAUACACAACAUAGGAGCAAUGUCCAGUUACUUGUUUAUCGUUAAAUCUGAGCUGCCACUCGUGAUCCAAACUUUCUUAGGGCUGUCAGGGGACAACGGAGAGUGGUACAUGAACGGGAAUGUCUUGAUCAUCAUUGUAAGCGUUUGUGUCAUCCUGCCCCUGGCUAUGAUGAAACAUUUGGGUUAUCUUGGUUAUACCAGUGGACUCUCCCUCACCUGUAUGUGUUUCUUCCUCAUCUCGGUGAUCUACAAGAAAUUUGAGAUUCCCUGCCCCCUCAAUGGGACGCACUCUGAAAAGCCCCCCGUCUACUAUAAUGGGAACAAUGGCACUUUGGGGUCUGAUGAUGACGAUGAUGAUGUCUGUGCUGCUGAAGUCUUCACUGUCAACUCCCAGACGGCGUACGCCAUCCCCAUCCUGGCAUUUGCCUUUGUCUGCCAUCCAGAGGUUCUGCCCAUUUACACUGAGCUGCGCAGGGCCUCCAAGCGCCGGAUGCAGAAUGUAGCAAAUGUCUCCAUCCUCGCCAUGUUUGUCAUGUACCUGCUGACCGCCAUUUUUGGCUACCUCACUUUCUACGAGAGUGUUGAAGCAGAGAUGCUGCACACUUAUAUCAAAGUUGACGCCAUGGACAAGCUCAUCCUUUCUGUGCGGUUGGCUGUGCUGCUGGCUGUGACCCUCACGGUGCCUGUGGUUCUGUUCCCAAUCCGCAGGGCCAUCCAGCAGUUGCUGUUUCACAAAAAGGAUUUCAGCUGGGUCCGCCAUGUCAUCAUUGCCUGCUGCCUCCUCGUUAUUGUCAACCUUCUUGUCAUCUUCGUGCCAAACAUCAAGGACAUUUUCGGAGUCAUUGGAGCCACGUCGGCCCCCAGCCUCAUCUUCAUCCUUCCGAGUAUCUUCUACAUCCGCAUUAUCCCCAACGAGAAAGAGCCCCUGAGAUCCAGAUCCAAAAUACAGGCCGCCUGCUUUGCUGCCCUCGGCUUCGUUUUCAUGGUGAUGAGCCUCAGUUUCAUCAUUCUUGACUGGGUAACGACAGGGAAGAGCAGCGGAGUGGGGCACUAACCCCCUCCGUGUCCCCCCCCCCCAAAGACACAGUGGUUCUUACCAUGGAGGACCGUUUACUGACAAGAGACGUGCCAUCAUCCUGUUCAUCCUCGCUCAUCCUGGAACGGCACCUCCUGUCCAUUGCUGUGGGGAAGUGGCGGAAGGCACCCUUCGUCGUCACGACAGAGUAACCUGGAACGGCACCGGGGGGGGGGGGGCUUCUCUUUGGCCCUUCUGGGCUCUGGGGCCACGAAACAGGUGAUUGGAAAGAGGCUACCUGUUGCCACAGAGCUCUCCUCGUCGGUCGGUUUUGGUGCUAUGACAACCCGCGUGACCGUUACAUGCUUUUGGCUCCUAUGGUAGCAGCACAGAGCUCCUGGCCUUCUUUGGCAGUCAGGCUGUGGCCAGCCAUUGCUUGUCACAACAAAACUGCACAGAGUUUGGGGUUUAUACUUUUUGUGGGGGACGGGGGUGGGCCCAGGAUAAUAGCGCUCUCUUCUCGCAUGCUCUCUGUCUGUCUCAGCAUUUCGUCAUUGUUGCCAUUGCGGGAGGAAACUCUGGGUGUCCCUCUUUUGUCAUUGCAGCAGUGGCGCCCGGCUGUCUCCUGUGUUUUGUUGCCAAGCAUGCAAACAGGCUCCUGCUCUUUUCGCUGCCAUAGAGGCAGAGCCUCCACCCUCACUUCUCUGUUCCUCUGCUUGGUACCAACUAUGCCCGCUGUGCCUGGGGGUUGUAGCCCCGAGUCGGAGUGCCAAAAGCCAACUGUGCCCCUAGUGGACAAUCUUAAUUUAUUUGCUAAUAUUUAAUUUGGACCUGGCUACCAGACCAAAGAUUACAAAGAUAACCACCCUGGUGUCGUCAUAGUUCGUGUCAGGGUUUCUGUUUUUUCCCCUGAUAGGGCCGAGGUCUGGGGUGUUGAAGCGAGGGAGGGUGGGCAGGCUCUUCCCAGCUCUUAGGUGGAUGUGGUGUUAACAGCAGGAGGUUUUGAAAGAAGGUGUUGAAGGUAGCAGGAGGGAAAUGGCUAGGUGGAGGUGGAGUCCCCUCAUCUCGUCGCUUAGGAGAAGGUCCUUGUGCUGUCCUGUUGCAGAUCCUAAGGCCACCCCGGAAAGAUUCAUUCUUCUUAAUGCUGAAAUGCUGCCAGGUUGGUUCUCUUUGGAAAACUCCCUGAGCUUCACUAUUGACUCUCCUAACAUUAGGCUGAGGCUUCUCUCUUUUGCCCUUUUCAGCCUUACUCUUGAGGUAGGCUGAGGCAGCUUUUUCCGCAGCACAAUGCAUUACAAUUGACACUAAUGUACAGCAAGCAUAAAUAGGUCCAGCUGAAGGACAUUCAAGCAAACCAAGGAGAAAUGUUUACACUACGGGUACUUCCGUAUUAGGCAUUUAGUGUGGAACAGCUACACUUUGUUUACGAGCUUUUCAUACAUGAUGGCAUCGUCAAAUUGUCUUCCUCCUGCAAUUUUUACCUAUGCAACUUCCUUCUGUCUUCUCUCAGACUACAGAUUUUUUUAAACAAACUAACUAACUAACUAACAGGAUCAAAGGGCAGUCUUUACACUUGCAGAUCACCUUAACCCCAAUUUUCUAUCUGCUAUAAAGAUGUCACUGUGACCUUUCUGGUUGGUAACAUUUUAGCCAGCUGUCAAUCUUCUAAUUUGCUCCUUCUGCCUAUGUUGUUUUUAAAAAAAUUAAAAUAGUUACGCAAAAGCACUUAAAUGAAAAAGGUACUUUAGUGUUGUUGGUUUUUUAAAAAACAAAACCAGACUCCACACACUGCCAUUCUCCUUUUCGCAUUCAGUGCCAUUCGAUUUCUUUGGUGUUUUUAAUUUAGUUUUUUUUCUUACUUUAUAACACCGAAGUGAUCUUGCAACGACACUGAAUUUCUACAAAGCACUUUUACAAAAAUGAUUCAAAAAUCAAUUGGAGGCAAUUGCUAUAAGAUGCUAUUCUCGGGUGAAUUGUUGCUCCCUUUUCUGCAUGGUUGUGUUAGGUGUAAAAAGAACAUCGUUGCCUGUGCAUGCGCAGAAAUUGCAAUUCCACCCCCCUCCAAAGCACAGGAAGCCUAUUGCAGCUGUGCAGCUUAAAGCAGAAGAGCAGUGCUUGGUCAGUGUUGGGAGCCACCAGCCUGAAAGUCCCUUAUGAUCCUUCCCCAUUCAAUGCCAUUUCUUCCUUUUCCUGCACCCCUUCCCCCAGCCUGCAAUCCUUUCUUCAUUUUCUCUUUGAACCCUGUUGAAAAACAACAGCCUAGAGCUGAACUACAGCCUGCUAGAGCCCCGAUGUAUUUUGCCAGUUGGGUCAGAGCAGUCCCUACAGGGUGGCAUGGCCGUUCUCAGGCAGGGCUGUUUUAAAGGCAGCAAAUUAUCAACUAUAGCCUUCAUUUCUGCCGCUGUGCCAGAGCGAAAGGGGAUCGCGCCCAUUGGGUUUUCUGCCCCCCAGCACCAAAGUGCAGUGGACUGUAUUACACUUUGGACGUUUAGCGUCAAGGUGAAAUGAAGCAGUGAAAUGGAAACUGGGGUUCCAUCCUCUUCUGUCGAAUUCCCUUUGCCCGUCUGGCAAAGAACUGUUCCAGGGCAGUUUUCUGGAUCUGGAACCUUCUCCAUUUCAGUGUCCUCCUGUCUCUCGUCUUACAUCUCCAGUUAUUUUGUCUUUUCCUCCUCAUUUGUCCACCCCCUUUUAACACAGAUAUCAGAAAUCAUCCUGGCCUCCGUGCCAGUACCCAAGGAUGCUGCCGUUACCAUGGCAACAACGCUUCCUUCCUUUUCCAUAUAUUAAUGUUCCUUUGAGUGGCGUUGUGCGAGUGUUGAACUAGUUGUGGCCAUGCCUUGCUAUUGCUGGUGGGUGGCAAUCUGUGAAGGCUGGUCACCAGCCACAACUGGUAACCACUUAGAAUCAUGGACUUGAAAGGGAUCUAAAAAGAUCAUAGAAUCAGAGUUGGAAGAGACCACAAGGGCCAUCCAGUCCAACCCCCUGCCAAGCAGGAAACACCAUCAAAGCAUUCCUGACAGAUGGCUGCCAAGCCUCCGCUUAAAGACCUCCAAAGAAGGAGACUCCACCACACUCCUUGGCAGCAAAUUCCACUGCCGAACAGCUCUCACUGUCAGGAAGUUCUUCCUAAUGUUUAGGUGGAAUCUUGUUUCUUGUAGUUUGAAUCCAUUGCUCCGUGUUCGCUUCUCUGGAGCAGCAGAAAACAACCUUUCUCCCUCCUCUAUAUGACAUCCUUUUAUAUAUUUGAAAAAUGGCUAUCAUAUCACCCCUUAACCUUCUCUUCUCCAGGCUAAACAUACCCAGCUCCCUAAGCCGUUCCUCAUAAGGCAUCGUUUCCAGGCCUUUGACCAUUUUGGUUGCCCUCUUCUCAACACGUUUCAGAUUGUCAGUAUCCUUCUUGAACUGUGGUGUCCAGAACUGGACACAGUACUCUAGUUACUGAUAAUCUAGUUCAGUGUGAUACAGGAAAUCCAAUGCUGUGGCACCUCUGAUAAGUGACCGUCCUGCAUCUCCUUUGAAACCUCUUAAGAAAGGAGUGUCCACUAUCUUCCUAGGCAGCGUGGGGACGGCUUUUACAGUCAGGAAGUUAUGGUUAGUCAAAAAUUCUCUUUUUGUUUUUGUAAUCUAUUUGGUUUGGAUCUAUGGAUGAUGGAACUAAUUCAUGCCUUCCAAAUACUUGAAGGUAGGUAGGAGAUCACCUUCUAUGGACUGCAGAGAUGGUGGUCACCAUACGUCAGGGGUGGCAAACCAGACAUUGCUGGACUGCAACUCCCAUCAUUCCUGAUAGUUGCCCUUACUGACUGGAGCAGAUAAGACUUGGGGACAGAUAUCCCCACCCCAAGCCUACCAUCACAUGCUCCCAAGCAGGAUUUGAAAAUAGUACAUGAUGAUAAAUCUCCCCUUGACCAUGUUUCCUCUAUCAUCAAUAAUAAGCCAUUAAUAACAUAUAUAUAAAACCAAUGUUUUAGAUGCAUUAAACUUUAUCUGCUUCUUUUACCUGCCUCCAUUAACUUAACGACAAUCUUGGGAGCUCAAUAUUUUCUAUUUUCUUUUCCCUGCUAGCUUUUCUUCUUUGGACAGAUUGGGAAACUGAGAUCCUUGGUGGCUUAGUUUAAUGGUCUUGACUCAUUUUCUUUCUUUCUUUUGUAAAUCUUAUUUAUUGAUUUUGCACACACAAAAACCAAGAAAAAACAAAAACAAAAAAAGACCAUUAGUUAUCCAUUGAUUUCCCGUCCUCCUCUUCCAUGGUUUCAAUAUUUACCUUUAGAUGCUGCCUAUUUCGCAUAUACUAUUCAGUGUAUACAUUUUAACCUAUUUAUCUCAAUAAUUUACGCUGAUGCUCAUAUUUCAAGUCCUGCUCGCGUUUUAAUGCUCGCUAUAAUAGUUCUUUAAAUGCUCAAUAAAAGGUCUCCAGUCCUCAAGGAAUAUUCCAUCAUUUUGGUCUCUAAUCUUUGCUGUUAAUCUUGCCAGUUCUGCAUGUGUUUUCAAAAGCCAAUCUUCUUUUGUUGGAACCUUUCCUUCUUUCUAUCUUUGGUCUUUGGGCAUACAAUAUUCGUGCUGCUGUUGUUAUAUACAUAAAGUUAGCCAAUUCUUUUGAUACAUCGUUAUUUAUAAUUCCUAAAAGAAAAGCUUUGGGUUUCUUGGGAAACCAUCAACAUGAACAUCUUUUUAAUCUCAUUAUAUAUCAUUUCUCAAUAGUCUUGACUAUUCCAAUUUCAUUGGAGUUGUGCAGAUACCAUGACGUGUAAUUCCUGCUGCUAUAGUUUAGGUAAUUUGGGGAGGGGGGGGCUUUUUAAGAAUCACAAGAGUUGCAGAAGGCUUUCUCAUUCAAUCCUCUGCUCAGUGUAGGAAAUCCAGAGAUCUAGAACAACUCUCAACAGAUGACUGUCUCUGCUUGAAGGCUUCCAGCCAGAGAAGCCUGCCCCAUUGGUUCCAUUGUCAAAGUGAUUUUGCUGCCAAAAGGUUUUUCCUAAUGUUAAUCCAAAAUCUACCCUCCUGUAACUUAAACCCCUGGUAUCUAGUCCUGUUCUUUAGGACUUCAGUCUUUGUCCUAUCCAUAGCUGCCAAGUCUCCCGUAUUCCCCAGAAAACCCCCAUUUUUCCAGCUGUCCCCAGCCGAAAAAAAACGGAUUUUUUUGUUUUUUCCUGGUUUAUUCUGGCGCGGUGGCCAUUUUGGAACUGGGCGGAGCAUGCUCAGAAGUGACUUUUGAUGCUGCUCUGCCCAGCUCCAAAAUGGCUGCAGCACGACUUCUGGUGCGACGGCCAUUUUGGAACUGGGCACAGCAGCAUCGAAAGUCACUUCUGAGCAUGCUCCGCCCAGUUCCAAAAUGGCGGCAGCGCUACUUCCGGUAUGCUACUUCCGGUCCGGUCCCUUAUUUUUCAGAGAGGAACUUGGCAGGUAUGGUCCUAUCCCUGUGAGCAUAGCGUGUAUGCCCAAGUUGUUACUUACUAGUCGCACAUGGCACCAUCAAUGUGCUUGGCGUAACUUAAGCAAGAAUAAUAAUAAAAAUAGGUCCCUGCCACAAAGAGCUUGCAAAUACAAAAUUUAGAUUAAAUUGGAAAUGGUUAAGCUAGAAAUAUUAGGGUUCCUACGCCUUGUGGAAGGAGGAGUUUUAAAUCAGAGGCUUAUUGCAUACUCAGAUGUUAUCUGAGUAUGUUAUCAGCUAUAUCUGCCAAAAUACCUACACAACUUUUUUAAAAAGUACAGUAGUACCUCAGGUUACAAACGCUUCAGGUUACAAACGCCUCAGGUUACGGACUCCGCUAGCUUGGAAGUAGUACCUCGGGUUAAGAACUUUACCUCAGGAUGAGAACGGAAAUCGCACGGCGGCAGCAGGAGGCCCCAUUAGCUAAAGUGGUACCUCAGAUUAAGAACAGUUUCAGGUUAAGAAGGGACCUCCGGAGCGAAUUAAGUUCUAAACCAGAGGUACCACUGUACAAGAACCCUAAUGGUGAAGGACUGGCCAUUCCCAGGUUAACAGUGUAGUCCUAUGCAUGUGAAGUAAGCUUCAUUUAGUUCUAAGGGGCAUACUACUAAGUAUGGUUGCAUAAGAUUGCACAUAAACUGCUUUCCAGAUCUGAAACAGCCCACAACUCUGUGAUCCACCUGCAAAGGGUCCCUGGGGGUCAGAGCUUCUAAGCAGAAGUAUAAUUAUCACGGAUCUUCUCAUACAGCAAUAAGAAUUGUCCAUUCCUGUGGGCAUCCUACCGUCAUAUUCCAUUUUACCUCCACCACAAUAUACUUUUAUUUGGGACAGUCUUUAGCAAAUGGGUGUUCUGUCGAGAGGUUUUCUUCUGAGUUUGCCUUCCGGUUUGUGCUGUUGUCGCUUCCUUUGUGCACAGCUUGCCUCUGUCUACCCAGAGCCCCCCUCCAUAUUGGUGUUUUAUUGCAGGUGUGUUCUGCUGCAUGCUCUUGACACGGUAAUGGAUUAAUGGUGGGUUUUUCCUGCUUUUGUUUCUUACGUGACACUUGCCCAGUGCGACCACAUUUUUGCUACAAAUAACCUAUAACACAUCAGUUGUGGUAUAAACAGUUGUGGGAUUUCAGCAGGAAGUUACAGGAUGCUCGCUGAUUGGAAAUGAAGCAGCGUGACCACCCCAAAACGUUUUCAGGCACACACAGUAUUGAUUCUGUACGACCACAAAUAAUCAUGAAUGUGCAAUCAAAAGGAUGCCUUCGGGCAGGCUAAGUUGUAUGUAAUGUUCCUAUCAGAUGACCUCAACAUGUGGACCUGUUUAACAGAAAUUUGAUCUACUACAUGCAUGUUUGCUAGUAUGUAUACCGAGCUUUGGAAUUCUGAAAUUGUACAGCGUUUGGGAGCUAUGGAAAUGCACACUUUGAAACGAAGAUUUCCACACAAGUGGCGUCCUCUCCUGAAACCACUCGAGGAGGAGCUACUUGUCCACACAACACAGUCUACCUGGUUUCAUCAGACAUAUAUUGCGGAACAGAUCCUGCAUCGCUUCAAAAGCCAUGCCACUGCUACUUCUAGGUGCCCAGUGGUGGACCUAGAGGCCUCCUGAAACCCAUGUCUCUCUGCACCCAAGGAGUGCUUGUAUAUUUUGCCCUUGAGGUGCUCACCAUCCCAUUGCUGAGUCCACCGGAUGGUCAUUUUGAAACACCAGAGGAGAUAAGAAGCAUAUUACAGUUGUCUAGAUCAGUGGUUUUCAACCAGUGUGCCGUGGUACUCUGGGGUGCCUUGAAUGGUGGUCGGGGUGCCAUGGGCAACGCUAGUCUCCGUCGCUCUUUCCUUCCCUCCCUCUUCUGAUGCCCUUUCAUGUCUCUGCCUCCCAAAGGCUUGCACAGCUGUUUGUUGCAGCAGCUCUGGCUGCAAGCUCCCCAGGCGAAUGGUGCCUCUAGAGCUGGCCAGGGGGUGCUGGUUGCUAGGAGCUAAGGCAACCUUGGAGUAUGCAAGCAAGCGGGCGAGGGAGCCCAGCCAUUCAGUCCACCAGAUCUUGCUGUUGGGAAUGGGCAAGAGAAAUGGGAGGCCUGGCAGGCAGUGGCUGCGCUGGCCUUCCUUGUGCUUGCUGUGCGAAAGGCCGGCAUGGGAGCUGAAUGCCUGGUGCUGAGGGGAGCCUUUCCACCUUGCAGGCUGCUGCUGCCAUUGAUGCUUCCCAAGGUAAGGUGCUGGUCUCAUGUUCACCUUUGGCUAGUCUCUGUUGAGCCUCUAAGGCUGGGGACAACCUCUUCCCAGGCCCCUGUGGGGCAGUGUGAGGAGGCACCUCUCUUUGGGCAGAUGGGGCAGCCCAGAGGACUCCCGGGGAGAGGAGAGGGGGCUGAGGGAACCCUCCACAAAGGAGGGUAUUCGAAAAAGGGUGAGAGGCUGCCAGCUCUGCAGGGAAGGGGUGACCUAACUGGGCUCCUGAGCCCCACAGGGGUGCCGCAGAAAGAAUGGAGUUGGUCAAGGGAGCCAUGGACUCAAAAAGGUUGAAAAUCUCUGGCCUAGAUAGUAGCUGCUGCCUUCUUCCAGAUCUAGUUAGACUGGGACCAGAAGCAAGGAGAAUGCUAGAUAGGGCACCUGGCUGAGAGCACCCACCUCUACUGAGCCAAUCACCCGACUGGAGGGUCCAUUCCUACAAUUGAUGGGAUAGGCCUCCCUCUCUCACACACACUACCUGUUCAGAUCCCCACCUUUAUUUUUCUCCCCGGCUUCAUAGGUAUAUCUCGCUACAAACGCAUCUUCCCCACUCGUGUCCAGGUGGCCUGUAACUUUCUGUCCUUCCCUCUCUCCCUUCUCCCCAUGUCUGAAAAUCUCUGGAACCUUUUUAACGUAGACUCAAGGGCUCUAUUUCUGCUUGGGGGGUAGGGGAGGGGUUGGGAUUCAAGGGAGGAGGGAACACAAAUUCAAAAUGUGAAAUGGAUGUAAGGACACAGUAUUUGUAUAAUUUUGGAAUGCAAUAAAGAAUGACUGACUUUCCAAUGA
This is a messenger RNA of Zootoca vivipara (common lizard), 10212 nucleotides long. Lineage: Eukaryota; Metazoa; Chordata; Lepidosauria; Squamata; Lacertidae. The record is from RefSeq and is a predicted model, not a curated record.